Messenger RNA from Aedes aegypti (yellow fever mosquito), 1946 nucleotides. RefSeq lists its product as uncharacterized. The record is from RefSeq and is a predicted model, not a curated record. Bases 115 to 1749 code for a protein of 544 amino acids. Lineage: Eukaryota; Metazoa; Arthropoda; Insecta; Diptera; Culicidae. Gene Ontology annotation, cellular component: nucleus. The transcript is spliced from 7 exons. Gene Ontology annotation, molecular function: zinc ion binding.
AACUCAACAUAAACAAAAAGCGGAUGUGUUUUGGAAAGUUCGGUUCUGUUCUGACGAAAUUCAAACUUAAUUAAUAGUAAAAUAGUGCAAACGCCACAAGAAAACUAUCUAACCAUGGCCGCUAUGGUAGGGCCUUCCGGUGGACAAUCGACGGCAUCGGUUUGUCGGUUGUGCUUCACAGAGCGGCGGCAGCACGAGUUGGCAUUCAUCGGAUCUCAGCUCCAAGAGUGGAUCGAGAUGCUGACUUCUGUCAAGAUUGUCCACGUUCCGAAUGCGCCCACGUCGUUGUGCCAAGUAUGCAAAGCCAUUUUGGAAGGCUAUGAUAAGUUCCGCGAAAUGUGCCAUGCCAACGAUAGAAUGUUCCAAGAGACGUUCCUCCAGGAUGGCGAUGAUUACCAAUCGAAGAAGCGAAAGAUCGAAGUGAAAGAUAAGUUCUUCGUGGUAGAAGACAAAGGUAGUCACACUGUUACGACGAUGGAAGUGGAACUGGGUGUGGAGCCCUGCGAGUGCACCGAUGAAUAUGAAACCACGUUGGAUGACCAGGAGAUCAAGAUCGAAGAGGUGGUUGUUGAGAAAUCACCCACAGAUGUGAAAAUUAUCUCGGAAAAUGAUUUGAGUCAAGACAUCGUCAUCGAAAUACUGCGAUCAGACCUGUCCUGCCAAAGGCUCAUCAGAGAAAAACUUUCCCAUGGAAUCUCAGUGGCCAACAAAGACAAAAGUCUCAUCUGUCGAACACUGUGCACGCCCUUGUUCGGUUCGAUGAUUGAACAUGGAAUUCCAGUAAGCUGGGAUAUCAAACUGAAACUGGCGCAGUGUAUCAUCGCGGCAUAUCCUUGCCUUGGAACGCAGGCUAGCGGAAUGCCAGCUGAGGCUGAAUGGUUUUGGCGGCACAGCGGACAUUCCAAGGGAGAGCACUCGGGAAAGAUACAUACCUGGAUUAGGAAUGCCCAGGCGAAGGCUCCGGCCAGUGUGCGGCGGAAACGUCGCGGCACCAAUCUGGACCUGACCGAUGUCGAGGCAAAUGCUGUCGAAAAGCUAUGCCUUCUGGACGAGCAGGCAAGUUACCGCAAAGUGAAUAAGUUGAUGAUCGAAACGUUCGCCUAUCGUCAGAAUCUGCGCGAUCCGAAGAGUGGCCCUUCGCACUUGUGUGCGGAGUUCCCCCAUCUGCUGUGGUAUGGUCCCGUGAUGAUUGAGGAAGAGUUCGAUCGAAUGCAUCCCAAUAGAAACACAAUUGGUACUCUGGCCUCGAUUUCCUCUCUGUGCUUGAUGCUUGAUCAUUCGUACAAUGAAAUAGCGUGUGAAACCAUCCAAGCUUUGAUGAAAGUGAUGGCCGAACUAACGCUGCAAGGGAACAUCCGUAAGGACUCAAGCUCAUCCGGGCUAUCCCCGCUGGAAGAGUACGCCUCGAUAUUCGUCCGCUGGCAGCAGCCCGAUACGGACUUGGACUACUUCGCCGAGAAUGUCCCCGGGGACCCGCCAUACAUCGUCUGCUCGGCAACGGCCUUCAGCGAGGGUCAGUACUUCGUGAUAAUCAUGAACACGGCCAUCGACUGCGGGUUCACGUUUGGGCGGGCUUUCGACGUUCUGCUGAAAUCGUAUAAGGUUUUCAACUUCCCGGUCCCGGGAAGGGCCAAAAAGGUGAUUGAGUUGUUCGAUCUGUUCUACGGCAUCCAGACGCACAGCAGACUGGCUAACGUUAACAAACUGUUUGACAAAAUCAGCAAGGCGUCCAAUCGGUUGCUCAAUUGAUUGCAGAAAACGCUGCCUAAAUUGCUAAGACUUAAACGCAUAGUAUGAAUGUCGAUGGUACAUGAUGAGAUAUAACUAGGUAUGUGUAUGUGUCUGAAGUGUGUGGUACGUAUAAGAAAACAAGUCGGUAUUUUCAACUUUAGUACGUGAUUCUUUGUCACAAAAUAUAAAGUUUUUAUGCAGUAAGAUGUACAAUA